AUGACCCGCGCUCGCCGGCUUGCGGCUGUGCUCGCAGUCUCGGCGUUCGCGUUUGCUUGCUUUUGGUGGCAUCCGUUUCAUCCAGCCAACUCCAUCUCGCUGAAUAGUGACACAUGCGGCGGCGGCGGCGGCGUUGUUGUCGACUCAAACAGCGCGUUGCUGCUCCAGCUGGAGCAAGCCAAUUCUGAGCUGCUCGAGCUCAGACGUCGGUUGGCAGAAGCGCACCAACCGGCCAUGCCAACGCCCCAAUGCGAUUGCCAGUCGCACCAAUCCAUGCCUGCGUCCGAGGCUGCUCUUUCAGACCAAGAUCAGUCUGUGGCGAAUCACUUCCAGGACUUGGCUCAAGUUGCCGCCAUCUUUCGUUCGGAUAUCAGCCCGCCCGAGCCCUCUUCCACACAUCCGCAUCAAAUAUUCAUUGAGCUGGGAGGCCAUUUGCGCUCUCAAGGGCGGAAUUUGCGCAACUUUGAGAGCCUUGUCGCGUCGCUGCGGGAGCAAGGCGGCCAGGCCUUUGUCUCGGAGUACACCUGGUCCAAGCUGGACGACGAUACUCGAGCGACAUGGUGGAAGCAUAACGAAAUGGACUAUGUCGCCGAGCAGACCAAGAUCCACGGUCUGCCACGGGACAUUCUGUCCAAUCUGAUUCAGCCGGCAUUGAAGCGACUGCAGAUUCCUCACUUGGUUGUCGUUGGACAAAGCGCCACCGAGCGGGGCAAUUUUGAAUUCAACCGUUUUCGAUCGUGGCUAGGCGCGCAUCGGGCGACGCGGUUGUUGGCGCAACAGGAGGGCGUAGCAAUGCACCCGCACGAUAUCGUCUUGUCGACUCGGCCGGAUGUGCUGUUUGUCAAGUCGCUGAAACUGGCGCCGUUAGUUGCCUUUCUGAAGCGGAAUCCCAUGACAAUAUUUGUCAUUUCACACGAGCGCACUUACACGGGUGAGCACAAGAACGACCCAUCCGACGUCACAUGGAUUACCACUGUGCAGGCACAGGAUGCAUUCGUCUACAGCUUGCAAAGCUUUGGCCGGGCAGGGCCGUGUUCACCGGGAGCCGACCCGAGUUUGAAUUGGUUUCAAGUGCUCAUGUUCACUUGCACUCCAGUCACGCUGCGGUACAUUGCGCCAGAAAUGCCAGUAUUUCUCCAUCGACUGCACAACGUGACGCACCGCUUCCCGCAGGCAGACUUUCCUUACAUGGGCCACCUGGUGGUCGAUCCAAUUCCAUUUGACAUUGUUUCCACGCAAGUGUGCAAAAAGCCAUUCCGCGGCUUUCAGCGCACGCCACUUGAGCUGGUCUCGAAACGAGGAAAGGUUAUUUCUACAUUGAGCCAACUCACCCACACUGGCAACACGACUGUUGAGGUGAAACCGGGCGUUUCGCGACGAAUGCCAUCCCUCAAUCUCGAUGACGGUGAUGAUGGCGUUCCUCUGUGUCCGUUCAUCGACCGAGUCAAGACCGAAAUGUAUGGAGCCGAGGGAUUCUUUACCCAUGGCGAGGCCAUCGAUCCACAGACCAUUCCACGGAGGUGA
Molecule: messenger RNA, 1524 nt
Organism: Capsaspora owczarzaki ATCC 30864
Lineage: Eukaryota; Filasterea; Ministeriida; Capsasporidae
Exons: 2
Coding region: 1-1524 (507 amino acids)
Source: RefSeq, a predicted model, not a curated record